This is a messenger RNA of Porites lobata, 669 nucleotides long. NCBI's taxonomy places the organism in Eukaryota, Metazoa, Cnidaria, Anthozoa, Scleractinia, Poritidae. The record is from the annotation of a GenBank genome assembly.
AUGGACUACUUUAAAUUUGUUUCUUCAGAUACUCCAGUUGGAUAUACAAAAGCGCAGAGAGCUGUGUCGGCGGCAUUGUACUCCAUAACAAUUCCAGUAGCUUUGACAGGAAAUCUUCUUUUGAUUUUCAUUGUGACGAGGAGGCCUAAGACGAGGACGUUAACUGGGUUUCUCUUUGUAAACAUGGCUGCCGCUGACCUAUUAGUAACGUUGGUCGAUAUGCCAUCUGCGAUGGCAGUCCCUUAUACGAGCAUACAAUGGCCGCCAGGUAUUAUGGGAGACAUCACGUGCAAGGCAGUAUACUUCGGUUUCUUUGUUGCCAUAACAGCAUCUAUUUUAAGCCUUACACUCAUGUCAGUGGAUCGUUUCUUAGGAGUAGUCUAUCCGCUCCGCCGGUUUCCACGAUUUCGAAACGCACGACUCCUAAGUUUCAUACUCUGGCUAAGUUCGAUGAUCUUUAUGAUCCCAGUGGCUAUUUUGUGGAAGGUUACAGAUCAAUUUAAACCUGGGAAAUUCCAGUGCUUUGCCUCUUUUGGGGAUCUGCUCGGAGAUUACAAAAACGAUAUAACAUUUCUCUACACGUAUCUUUUCUUUCUCAAAUACUUUGAUUCCACUUUGCCUGAUAACAGUACUUUAUGGCCUCGUUUCUCGCAAACUUUGGCGGCAUAA